AUGCAGCCUCCAGAAGGUGCACAGGCCGACCUGGGCAAGGCCCAGGUCAUUGAUCGUGUUCCUAAAGUCAUCAAGGAAUUGAAGUUCGGUGUACUGACAAACGAUGAUAUUGUUGGCCAAGCUGUGGUGGAGGUCUCCGACCGAAAGUUUUUCGAUCUCGAACAUGACCGCGCAGUAGUUGCCCAUGGUCCUCUCGAUGCGCGCAUGGGUAUCUCGAACAAAACUUCCGAGUGCAAAACAUGUGGACUUCAUCUGAAAGAGUGCAACGGUCACUUCGGACAUGUCAGAUUGGUCUUACCUGCUUUCCACGUCGGUUAUUUCAAGCGUGUUAUUGGGAUCCUUCAGGAAAUUUGCAAAGAAUGCUCGCACAUCCUCCUCCCCGAGGCAGAGCGGCGGUCCUUCCUGCGUGAAAUGCGCCGCCCAGGACUAGACAACUUACGACGGACACAAAUCGCCAAGCGGAUCAACGAACGCUGCCGGAAAACUCGAGUAUGCGACCACUGCAGUGCGAUCAACGGAGUGGUGAAAAAGGCCGGCACAAGCGCUCUCAAAAUCACCCACGACAAGUUCCGCGCCUUCAACGCUUCGACUUCUGUCAAGAAGAUCCCCCCGCUCAGCAAAACGGCAUUUGACGACACCUUUGCCGAGGCCAGACACUCCAACUCCGAGGUUGAGAAGCACUUCAAGAAGGCACAGGACGAUAUGAAUGCUCUGCGUGUGCUCAAGCUCUUCAAGAAGAUUUCUGAUACCGAUUGUGAACUUAUGGCUUUGGAUCCGAAAGAAGCACGCCCGGAGAUGUUCCUUUGGCAAUUCAUCCCGGCCCCUCCUGUCUGUAUUCGUCCGUCCGUAGGACAAGAUGCCGCCUCAACAGAAGACGACCUUACUGCAAAGCUGGGUGAUAUUGUUCAGAGUAACAUCAACCUCAAGAACGCUCUACUGAAGGGUGCCCCCGUUCAAACAAUUAUGGAAUGUUGGGAUUACAUGCAGCUUCAGAUCGCCGUCUACAUCAACAGCGACGUACCAGGUCUUAACAAGGCAGAUCUGGGAAAGCCUAUUCGAGGUUUUGUUCAGCGACUCAAGGGUAAGCAGGGUCGAUUCCGUGGUAAUUUGUCCGGAAAGCGUGUCGAUUUCUCUGGCCGUACGGUCAUUUCCCCUGACCCGAACUUGAGGGUCGAUGAGGUUGCAGUUCCAGAGUUGGUUGCCAAGAAUAUGACCUAUCCCGAGCGCGUGACCCGAUAUAAUAAGGAAAAGCUACAGGAGCGUGUGCGAAAUGGACAGAAGAAAUGGCCGGGAGCGAACUACCUUUACAAGAAGGGCUCUAACUUCAGGACCAUGUUGAAGUAUGGUAACUUGAAGCACAUUGCCAACGACCUGCAAGAGGGUGACUUAGUUGAGCGUCAUAUUGAGGACGGUGAUAUCGUGCUCUUCAACCGACAACCCUCUCUUCACAAGCUCAGUAUUCUGUCUCAUUUUGCCAGAGUCCGACCCCACCGAACUUUCCGGCUCAACGAAUGUGUUUGCAAUCCUUACAAUGCCGAUUUCGACGGAGAUGAGAUGAAUUUGCACGUCCCGCAGACGGAAGAAGCUAGAGCAGAGGCUAUGGAGUUGAUGGGAGUCAAGAAUAACUUGGCUACUCCGAAGAACGGAGAGCCCAUUAUUUCCGCUAUCCAGGAUUUCAUCAGUGCUGCUUUCCUGUUGAGUAGCAAGGAUAACUUCUUUGACCGUGCCUCCUUCUGUCAGAUUUGUCUCUACAUGCUGGGCCCUGAAACACCGUUUGAUCUUCCUCCUCCGUCAGUCGUCAAGCCUCAGAUGCUCUGGACCGGGAAACAGGUUUUCAAUAUCAUGAUGCACCCCAACAAGAGUGACCCUGUCUUGGUCAACCUCGAUGCUCAAUGUCGUCAGUUCAAGAUGCCCAAGGACGGCCGACCCAAAGAUCUGGAUCCUCAUGAUGCUUGGCUGGUAAUUCGCAACUCGGAGAUCAUGUGUGGUGUCAUGGAUAAAUCUACUAUUGGUUCCGGAAAGAAAGACAAUGUGUUCUACAUCAUGCUUCGUGAUUAUGGGCCUGCAGCGGCUGCCGAAGGCAUGAACCGUCUCUCUAAGCUGUCUGCUAGAUGGUUUACCAACAUGGGUUUCUCCAUUGGUAUCGGAGACGUCUACCCCAGUCAAAGGCUGGUUCAGUCCAAGAACGACCUGGUGGAAAGCGCUUACGCAGCUUGUGACGAAGUCAUUGCCAAAUACAAGGCUGGCACCCUGGAGAAGUACCCUGGCUGUGACGAAUUGCAGACCAUGGAGAACCAGAUCUCUGGUAUCCUCAGUAAAGUCCGUCAACAGGCUGGUGACGAGUGUAUUGACCAGCUCAGCAAGUACAACUCGCCGCUGAUCAUGGCCACGUCCGGAUCUAAGGGCUCCAGCAUCAACGUGUCCCAGAUGGUUGCUCUUGUCGGACAACAAAUUAUCGGUGGUCAGCGUGUUCAGGACGGUUUCCAGGAUCGUACCUUGCCUCAUUUCCCCAAGAACGCACGCCAGCCUCCUUCCAAGGGUUUCGUUAGGAACAGUUUCUUCUCUGGUCUUGAGCCCACUGAGUUCAUUUUCCACGCCAUGUCUGGUCGUGAAGGUCUGGUCGAUACCGCUGUCAAGACUGCCGAAACCGGUUACAUGUCUCGUCGGUUGAUGAAGUCUCUUGAAGAUUUGUCUACGCAGUAUGACGACACCGUGCGCAACUCGUCGUCUGCAAUUGUGCAAUUCCAGUACGGUGACGAUAAGUUGGACCCCGUGGACAUGGAAGGCAAAGCCAAGCCUGUCCACUUCGACCGAACUUUCAUCCACUGUGAAGCUACCACUUACAACAACGACGAGCGAAGCUUGUUGCCUGCUGAAAUCAUGGAGCUCUGUCAGGAGAUGCUCGGAAAGGAACGUGCCAAGUUGGCUCGCAAGGACCUGCUGGGCAACGAGCUUGGCUAUAUGGACCGGAGCGAUCAUGGCAUUGAUCAGUUCGAGAGUGCCCGUGACUUCCUGGACUCUAUUGAACAAUACGUGUCUACCAAAGCUGACAGGCUUGUCUCUCGCGGUGGUGACAUUGACCCAUCGGACCAGAGAAGCCGAAAGGGCUUGGACCACACUGGAAAGCUGACAGAAAAGACUCUGAGGGCUUUCAUCCUUGAGUGCCUGCUGAAGUACAAGAAGGCACAGGUCGAACCCGGUCAUGCCGUCGGCGCCGUCGGUGCUCAGUCUAUCGGUGAGCCCGGUACGCAGAUGACUCUGAAAACUUUCCAUUUCGCUGGUGUCGCCGGUAUGAGUAUCACGCAAGGUGUGCCCCGUAUCAAGGAAAUUAUCAACGCUUCCAGAGAGAUCAGUACUCCUGUCGUUGCUUGUGACCUUGUCACUAAGGACAGCAUCGUUGCGGCGCGAAUUGUGAAGGGACGUAUUGAGAAGACUUAUCUUCGUGAUGUUAUCAAGUAUGUCAACGAAAGGUGGUCUGGUGAUGAGGCAUCCGUCAAAGUUCGGAUCAACUGGGAUACGAUCAACCAACUGCAGCUCGAGCUGGAUAUGCAUAAAAUCCUUGCAGCUAUCAAGAGCCACAAGCGCUUCAAGGGCGAGGAUCUUAAGUUCCGAACCACCCGGCGCUCGAUUGAGGUUAUCAUCGAUCUCGAUCCGACCAGCAAGCAGGGCCUAUCAAAGACCGAGAUCGCUGCCACAAGCAUCGAUCCCUUCCUGCGUCUCAAGCACUUGAAGCGCAUGCUGCCCAACAUUCAGAUCCUGGGUCACCCCCUGGCCCACCGUGCCAUUAUCCGGACGGAUGAGACAUCUACAACCAACACCCUGCUUGUGGAAGGAUACGGUCUAAGAGCAUGCAUGAACACUAUGGGUGUCAACGGUCUUCAGACCACAACCAACAACGUUAUGGAGGCACGUGAAGUUCUUGGCAUCGAAGCCGCGCGCAGCACCAUCGUCACUGAAAUCAGUGAAGUCAUGAAGGACAUGGACAUCGAUCCUCGCCACAUGCAGCUCCUAGCUGAUGUGAUGACCUACAAGGGUGAGGUGCUCGGUAUCACUCGAUUCGGCCUGGCCAAGAUGCGUGACUCUGUGCUCCAACUGGCCUCUUUCGAGAAGACCGCCGACCAUCUAUUCGACGCCGGUGGUGCCGGUCGGACCGAUUUGAUCGAGGGUGUUUCCGAGUGUAUUAUUAUGGGCAAGACCGUUGGCCUUGGUACCGGUGCCAUGGAGGUCGCGCGCAAAUUGAACUUCUACGAAGGACAGAUUGGCCCGCGCAAGACUACCUUCGAGGACGCCUGGUCGGAGGUGUGCGAAGUCCCCGUGACGAGACGGACCAAGAGAAAGGUCCGGCAGGGGUAA
Penicillium atrosanguineum is the source of this 4353-nucleotide messenger RNA. Its product is annotated as DNA-directed RNA polymerase III core subunit RPO31. Gene Ontology annotation, biological process: DNA-templated transcription. Gene Ontology annotation, molecular function: DNA binding; DNA-directed RNA polymerase activity. The record is from RefSeq and is a predicted model, not a curated record. NCBI's taxonomy places the organism in Eukaryota, Fungi, Ascomycota, Eurotiomycetes, Eurotiales, Aspergillaceae. The transcript has 2 exons. Bases 1 to 4353 code for a protein of 1450 amino acids.